This is a messenger RNA of Limulus polyphemus (Atlantic horseshoe crab), 6528 nucleotides long. RefSeq names its product A-kinase anchor protein 10, mitochondrial-like (gene pkaap). Lineage: Eukaryota; Metazoa; Arthropoda; Merostomata; Xiphosura; Limulidae. The transcript is spliced from 13 exons. Gene Ontology annotation, biological process: intracellular protein localization. Gene Ontology annotation, cellular component: plasma membrane. Gene Ontology annotation, molecular function: protein kinase A binding. The record is from RefSeq and is a predicted model, not a curated record. The coding region runs from base 1 to 1557 and encodes 518 amino acids.
AUGGCCCUAGCAACAUCAGCCAUAUUUGACAAGAGGCAAGAUGAAAACAUAGUGCAUUCCCAAUGUGAAAGAGUACAAAGUGGAACUACAAACAUCACAGUGUGCGAUUCUGUCGAAGUUCAGCCUUGUGUCUUCCAGUCGGAUAGUGAUAAAGGAUCACCAGUUAGUUCCUGUCAAGUUGCUAGUUGUGAUUCAGACUCUGGAAGUUCACGACAACUUCACAUUUCAGAAAAAACUAGUAAAACUAUUGAAAUUAGAAAUUCAGAUUCAAUUACUUACGAUGUAAAUACUAGUGUAAGUGUUGAAUGUAGUAAUACUGAAGGUACUGUUUUAAGUUGUGAGGAUCGAGAACCUAGACCUAGUAAGUCACACCAUAAUACACCACAUCACAGGCCAGAUGCAGUGAAGGGGGAACGAAGGAAAAAUAGUCUAGAAGAAGAUGCCAUCCAUAUUUAUAGCAAGUAUAUAGCUCAGGAUGCUCCUCAUUCAAUAGGCAUAACUCACGAGCUACAUAAUCAGAUUAUUGGUAAGAUAUGUCAGGAAGAUGGUAAUAUUGCAGGAGAUACUUUUAUUGAUGCUCAAGCCUUUGUAGUAGAGAAAAUGGAAACAGAGUAUUUUCCGGACUUCCUUCGGAGUAAUUUUCACUGUAAAUACCAAGUUGACGUCCUCACCAGUGGUAGUGUCUACUUAGCUGACAUUCUUUAUAAUGACACUGCCUUGUUCUACUUCAUGGAAUUCAUGGAACAAGAAUCGGCUCAUCAUCUAGUGGACUUCCUACUCAUGACUAGAAACUUCCACAACCAGUUGUUGCAUCAGGGGGCAAAGUAUGAUGGUGCACAGGCUCAAGAUGAUGCGAUGAUCAUUUAUGACAAGUAUUUCUCUCUGCAGGCCACCAGCCCACUUGGUUUUAGUGAUGAGAUCAGGUUCCAAGUAGAACAGAACAUCUGUCGGGAGGAAGGUCCGCUUCCUGACUGCUUCUUGAAGCCUGUAAUGAUCCUAAUGCAAUACAUAGAGAAGUUGUAUCUCCCUCAUUUCCUUGGAAGUCAGCAGUAUGUCAAGUUCUUGACAGAAUGCAUUAGCACUAUUCAGACAGGAAACGAUUGGCCAGGAAGGAGAAAACGAUCUGGGAGUGACAGCAGCAGCAGUGAACACAGUGUUAAUAUCCAUACAACCAACACACUCUUAGCCAUGGGUAGUAAACAUGUGAACCCUAAAUCGAAGAAUGUCCUUGAUAAAAUUGGACAUCAGGAUAUAAGGAUAGACACAGGACUUUUUGACCCAGACUUCCUUUGGCAGCGACAGCUAGCUGGGAAACUUCAAUUGGCCCAUGUGGAUAAGUAUGGGAAAGUUCAAACCGAGUUUGAGCCAGAACCCGACAGAAAAACAGGUUCAUUGCUCUCCAAGGCUGUCCGUAGGUUUGUGAACAAGGAGGAAAAGGCUCAAGAAGAAAUGGCAUGGCAAAUAGCAGAGAUGAUUGUCAAGGAUGUUUGUCAGUUGACCUUAAAGACAGAAGACUCCAAGACGAAUAGGAAAUCCAGUGAACAUGAAGUUUCUUAGUUGAAUCUAAAAUAGAGUAAAAGCUAGACAAAGUACACAAACAAGGAUAUUUCCGUCUUCCUAUCUUGAAGAAUGCGACGGUGAGCGAUAACGCAAGUUACAGCCCUCUACUCUUUCUCACAAGAUCCCUUGUGCGUGUCGACUGACGAAAGAUUAUUUCUAAGUUAUUGCCUGUAGUCAUCCAAGUUCUAGUUUGUUUAAGUUUGUUUGAAUAGUUUAGUUUUUUUUAAGAAAUGUACAUUUUGAAAUAUGUGUAUGAUUAGUAAAGUGAUUGAAGCCUUUAGACAGGGAUGAACAUGGACAACUAUUCAUUUUUUUUUUGAUAAUAUUGUUUAUCAGCUGCCCCAAUGUUAGUGUAUGUAUAAAUUUUGUACUGUAGAUUUUAUUUUAAACAAGUUUGUAAUUUUUAACACUUAAAGUACAAGCAUUUUUUGAACCAAACUCAACUUGCUUGUUAAACAUGUUAUACGAGAGAUAAUAUCUACUACAUUGUUAUUGGUAUUAAAAGUUUUGUUAAACAAUGUAAAAGCGAUUGAAUUACAUUGUAUUCUAGUUGCCAACAACUCACACACAUCUUGGAAGUUCAUUUAAUCAGUAGUAAAAACAUUUUUCUUGAAACAUUGCUGAGUUAUAAAUAUGUGUAAGUAUCUUAUGAAGAACUAAAGGGUUGAAAAGUCUUCUCACCUACUACUGAAUGGCAAUGUGACGUCUGCUUUAGAAUGAUAAGUUUUAAUGGUAAUUAAUAAUGCCUUUGGUGAGUGUACUAACCUUUACUCAAAGUCGUUCUUGUUAUUCUUAUGUAAAAUGUUGAGUAUUCUACAUCAAUAUAGAUCUUACCAAACUCAAUAAAGAAAGAGGGUAGCAUUCUUUAAACCAUGGCUUACAUUGAUCAGGUGGUAACGAAAUUGGUAUCUACUUCGUAAAACUCAGACUGAAGAGACAGUUGCCAGACAUUAUGGGUAAUAAGAACUAUUCAUAAGAUGGAUAUUUUGUGUGUGUGUGUGUGCAUAACCCGCUCCUUUAACUUUAGGAACCCUUUGUGUAUGUGUAUAUUCGUUUUUCAACUGGUUAAUUUGUGGGGUUUUUUUCCAUUGCUCCUUAGAGAACAGCAUGGGGAGCCGAUGAAAGAAGUUUCUUUAGUGUUGUUAACAGUUUACAAUAUAUUAUAGAUUUUUAAGUAACAAAUUAAACACAAGUUCAUGAUUUUAAAACAUGCAUUUGACAUGUUAAAAGCUUGCAUAAAAUUGUUCUUAAGCAACUACUAGCAAUUAAUUAAGCAACUAAUUAUUAAGCAACUAUUUGAUAUUGAAAUGAUUGAAACAGAAUAGUGCAAGUUAUAAUACGGUACACUUGAUUGUUUCGUUAUUGUGUACCAAAACUUCUUGAAUCUCAGUAAACAACAAGAAAUUUAACUAAUUCUUCUCACUACUCAACACGUUGAGGCAAUAGUGAAUGAUAAUCUGUUAUACAGAGGCCAGGCUAAACUCAGAAUUGGUAACAUAUCAUAAUGUAAUUAUUUUUCAUCAUAACUAAUGCUUUUCACUUUCCCCUUAUUGUUCAAAGUUAAAUGGUAAUUUGCUUAAGUCAAAUCUUGUGUGUGUGCGUUAAAGAAUUGUGUCAAAUCAUGCUUUGAUUCUUAUAGUUUAAAAUGUAGAGUUAAAAUUACUACCAGAUUCAUAGUGGUUUUUAAGUGUAGUCCUGAACUGUAAGGGUUGAGGUGCAAAUUCAAAUUAUUAUGAGGUUAAAAGAAUUUAAGGUUUAGAGUUAAAAACUGUUAUUUGAUUUUUAAAAUUGGAGUAGAAUUGAGUCAUUAUUCGGUCUAUAGAAGGUGGAGUACAUUGUGAACGUGUCUUAUGAUUUACAGAGAUUGAAAAUAUGUCUUCCAUAUGUAAAAAUAGAUGUUAUAUACAGGAAUUUAUCAUUUAAACGUAAAAGUGCAGUAAGUUUGAAGGUGUAAACCGUUAAUUUGCUAAAACAACUUCUUACUUGAGUGUUCUGUUAAUUGUGGCUGUUUCUCUGGCUUAGUAAACAUAGCAAUAAACUAAUGAUACCUUUAUCAAGCUGCAAGAAAAGUAGCUUGCAGAUAGUUUUUUUGUUGUUGUUGUUAUUGAUAGAAAUGUGAUCCAAUGAAAUAUGAUUGGAAGCUAGAAAUAAAAUUUCUGUGAUGCAAAAUACCUUCACAGUAACUAUUGAUUAUCAGUGCUGAUUAGCACAUAUAAAGGUUGUGGCAAAAGUGAUUUAAUAAUUGUUUUAUUUAGAAGAUAGUUUAAUUUCUAACGUUUUAUCCUGAAACAAAUGGUAAUUAAAUAGUUUCAUUUGUCUUCUUAAGAUUUUCUUUAGUACCAAGUUUAUAGUAACUUCUGCCUCAUUGUAUAUUUAUGUUGUUUAAUAUUAGUUGUUUUUUUUCAAAUACACGUGUAGACAAGGUAAUGAUUCUUUCAAAAUAUACAAAUUCACUGUGUAUUCAUCCAUAUUGUGAUCGACUUAAUAUUAACUUGUAUUAAUUUUCUUGGAACGAUUUUGCACCCAGGGAUAAGUAACCGAGAAGUAUGUAUAGGAAACUAAGGUUGUUAUUUCAGUCGUUUGUCAUUUAUAGUUCAGAAAAGACGACCUUUAUGGAACCUCAUUUUACUUGCAUAUUCAUAGAUUCAUCAUAAUUAUUUCAAGGCUUUAGACUAGGAAUAUAGUAAUAAUCAGUGCUAGGAAUUAUAUGCGAGAAAAACAGUAAUUGGAAAGAACUUUCAAUUAGAAAUUUUUGUUUGAAAACACUCAAUCCCAAACUGAUGAAUCGAAUAUUAAGAUCUGAUUAACUUUCACACAGAGCUGUAAUUUUGAAUGUUACUGACUUAUGUAACAUCCACACUAAAAUUGAAUAUCUUAGACAGUUUGAAAGAAUGGAUAUGUAUCUUCACACAGAAACUUAAUGAAUAGAUAUUUUUGAUUGACAGUUAGGUUACUAAGAGAUUGGACUUUUGAGCCAAGCAUAGUAGACAUUACAAAUUACAAAAUAGGUUUAUUUUAAGAAAAAUACAAGGGUUGAGUUAGUAACCAGUAAUUGUCGCAUACAUAUAUAUAUACACACACACACACACACACAUCUUAUGCAAAGGAAGCUUGCCUGCUUAUUUUUAUUGUCUGUUUCAGAAGAUUUUGAUUCUUUUUGUGUGUGUUCAACAACUAAUCUUACCUGACCAGUCCUAUCGUUAUUACUGUAGGCUUAGUAACCCAAAGUAUAAAAAUCUUCAAAAGUUUUUUUUGUUGACUAAUGACUAGAUUUGAAGUCACAGAAUAUCUAAUUAUUCUUAUUUCUUGAAGUAAUUUAAAUGAGUUACCGUGAUGUAAGCACAAUAACAGGAUAUUUAGAAACAACAAGAAACAAUUUAGUCCAUGUUGAUUAUUAGCAGUUGUAGGAAUUACUAAAACUUUUUCUGUGAAAUCUACACAUUUUAACCUCAGUGUCUCUGUAAUACUUAAGGUUAUAAAACCACCUGCUACAUAUUAACUGUUUUCUACUGUAUAUUAUUGCUUAAACCUUACAUGAGCUGGCUGGUUUGUGAAAGCAUCAUCAAAAUUUCUCUUACUUGUAGAAAUUCAUGGGUUCUAAAAAUGCCUUCACUAGGAAUUAAAACCUUCACAAUAAACCUGGGGAAAAGAUUAACUCCUUUUCAAAUUAUUAGAGCAGUAAAUUUGUGGGUGAAGUAAAGAAUGUCUUUAGAGAGGUGAGGAGUGUUUUAGUGUGCCAGCUAAGGAAGUGGUAAGGGGUAUAGCAAAUGGUUUAUCAACUGAGUGCAGGGUUUCAAAAACAUCCAUAAAUUUACAGCCAGUCAGUAAAACAAAAUCACAUUUUAACUUUCAUUAAAUGCUUAAAUAGCAAAAAAAAUGUUUUCUUUCAAUGACAUCAGUUAAAAAAGAUAGUGUCAGUAAAAUAAUGGCUACUCUUUAUUUGUAAUGUCAGUAAAAAGAUAUCGGCAGAGGGUGUGGUAAUGGAUAAUGUUUCAGCUGAGAUGUAUUGGACUCUGCCAUCCGAGAGAAAAUUGAUGGAUUCCUUACCUGAAGAAUAAGAAUGUAUCAAUUAAGUGAGUGGUAGGGGGGGGGGUUAACUGAGAAUUUGAAAGGAGAUUAUGAUAGUAGGCUAAAAGAGAAAUGAGAGGGUGUUUUAGCUGAAGAGGUCAGAAUUUUCUACCAGAUUAACUUAUUAUGCGAGUUCGUUACAUUAAUAGAGUAAAAAGUAUAAUAGCUGACAGUGUGGUACAAGCGUGUCAGCUAAUGAAGAGGUCAGAAUUUUCUACCAGAUUAACUUAUUAUGCGAGUUCGUUACAUUAACAGAGUAAAAAGUAUAAUAGCUGACAGUGUGGUACAAGCGUGUCAGCUAAAAGAUGGUAGGGGUUGGUCAGCUGGUAGUUAGUAGAUGGUAGUUUAGGAAUUGAUUAGUUGUGGUAAGGGGUGUCAACUGAGCUAGAUUUUAUUUUUAGGCGUAGCUGUUUUUAGAAGGGAAUUUUGUAGAUACACAUUGUUAUAAUUGUGUAUACUAUUAUAAGCUGUUGUUGGUAAACGUAUGAUAUUAAAUUCAUUCAGACAUUUAUAUGGUCUACGAAAACCCCAUUCGUCAUCACUGUACAUUGUAGCAAGAAAUAUUGUUUGUAUUGUUAAGUAAAACCCUGUUUUCUAUACCGAUGAGAUAUGUUACUAGGCCUUAGAAUUUCCCAUCAACUCGUACAAAGCAGACUUCGGGUUACGAAAGUAAGCGAACUUACAGGGUUUUGUAUUGUUCUAGGAAGAGUGUGAGAGACAGUUUGAAGAAUAUACUUAAAUAAUGUAGUGAUGGCCAUCUGUUAGAGUUUUAUGUGGAAGUGGUUUAUAAAGGUAAUUGUACAGAUAGAAGUUUCUUGAGCUGAGGGCAAUGUAUGCACAUAUUUCAUAAUUAAGAAGUCAAUACUUUGUAAAUAUGUGGAAAUAAAUAGAGAUUAUUCA